AUGCCGAAGCCUGCGCGCGCUGAGAUCAGCGCGCCCAGGCUCCGCGGACCUCUCCGCGAGCAGCGGCAGCGCUGCCGCUGCUUGCGGAGAGUUGCCGGCAUGCCGAAGCCUGCGCGCGCUGAGAUCAGCGCGCCCAGGCUUCGCGGACCUCUCCGCGAGCAGCGGCAGCGCUGCCGCUGCUUGCGGAGAGUUGCCGGCAUGCCGAAGCCUGCGCGCGCUGAGAUCAGCGCGCCCAGGCUCGCGGACCUCUCCGCGAGCAGCGGCAGCGCUGCCGCUGCUUGCGGAGAGUUGCCGGCAUGCCGAAGCCUGCGCGCGCUGAGAUCAGCGCGCCCAGGCUCGCGGACCUCUCCGCGAGCAGCGGCAGCGCUGCCGCUGCUUGCGGAGAGUUGCCGGCAUGCCGAAGCCUGCGCGCGCUGA
Podarcis lilfordi (Lilford's wall lizard) is the source of this 417-nucleotide messenger RNA. The record is from the annotation of a GenBank genome assembly. NCBI's taxonomy places the organism in Eukaryota, Metazoa, Chordata, Lepidosauria, Squamata, Lacertidae.